Auxenochlorella protothecoides is the source of this 1545-nucleotide messenger RNA. RefSeq names its product putative PPE family protein PPE24. The record is from RefSeq and is a predicted model, not a curated record. Lineage: Eukaryota; Viridiplantae; Chlorophyta; Trebouxiophyceae; Chlorellales; Chlorellaceae. The transcript has 11 exons. Bases 1 to 1545 code for a protein of 514 amino acids.
AUGCGGGCGUUCCUGCGUUUUCCUGCCGUCUCUCUGGCGUUCGUCCUCUUCCUGCACACCUCCAUUGUCGUAAAGGCGGACUGCGACCUCAGUAUUGGGUUCUUCAGCCUUCCCACGGUUCUGCUCAAGGGCUAUGCCUCGCACGCUUACCUCAAGACAGGAGCCAUGACCCGCAGUAACCCCUUCCCCUACGCUAAAAUCAGUACCUUGGCCAUCGAAAGCUGGAAUAUCUGCGUCCCCUGCGAUAGCGCCGAGUGUGCCUGUUCCUACAUCCAGAUAAUUGAGUGUUUGCCAGAAGGCGUGGAGAAGUGCGAAUCCCCAAACGCCCCAGAAUGGGCCACCAUUGGUACUGGGAACAACGGAUUCGCGAAUCAUGGCAACUACAACUUAGGCUACAAGAACAACGGCAACGGCAACAUCGGGACAUCCAAUGUUGGGAACAACAACAUUGGGGAAUCGAUCAUCUGCAACAACAAGCGUGGCGAUUCCCCGCGCAAGGGUUACGGAGGCGGAGCGUUCGUUGCCAAGACCAUCAGUAUUUCCGAGACCUCGCCCUUUGACUUCCCAAUCAAUUGCGUCGCAAACAGGGAUGGCAACGUCGGCACCGGGAACGUCGGGAAGAACAACUACGGCAACUACAACAUCGGAGAUGGAAACUUUGGCAACCACAACAAGGGGAACAACAACGUUGGAAACUGGCUCGUGGGCGACAAGUUCACAUGCAACUACGCAAACACCAGCGCUUGCGCCCUUUUCUUCCUGAGAACCGAGGACACCCUGGACGUCACCCCUCCACCCCCACCGUCCCCCCCACCAUCCCCGCCCCCCUCACAAGUGUGCGAUCCCCGCAACCCCAUCCUGGCCCUGCCCACAAUAGAGAGGAAGGGAUACACAGGAGCAGGGUAUUGGGAGGUGGUCAACGUGGCCCCAGAUGCUCCUUUCACUCCGUUCCAGAUCGCCUCGCUCAACCCUGAGACGCUGGAGAUCUGCACCCCAACCAAGUCGUACCACUGCCCAGCCCUCACUGUGGUCGAGUGCCUCGCCAAUGGCGUGCCGAGAUGCGUACAGGAUGCGAAUGGGAACCUGGGCAACGGCAACGUGGGGUCUCACAACAUCGGGCACAACAAUCAAGGCAGUAACAACAGAGUGUGCGAUCCCCGCAACCCCAUCCUGGCCCUGCCCACAAUAGAGAGGAAGGGAUACACAGGAGCAGGGUAUUGGGAGGUGGUCAACGUGGCCCCAGAUGCUCCUUUCACUCCGUUCCAGAUCGCCUCGCUCAACCCUGAGACGCUGGAGAUCUGCACCCCAACCAAGUCGUAUCACUGCCCAGCCCUCACUGUGGUCGAGUGCCUCGCCAAUGGCGUGCCGAGAUGCGUACAGGAUGCGAAUGGGAACCUGGGCAACGGCAACCCCUUCUCCAGCCCCUACCCCUGCCCCACACCCCUCACCAGUCACACCCGCGCCUGCCCCGGCAAGUCCUCCGACGGCCAUCAGUCCCUCUCCAGCCGCACCAAGUCCAACCCCAGCACCAGCCUCCCCCCCUAA